Antechinus flavipes (yellow-footed antechinus) is the source of this 4389-nucleotide messenger RNA. RefSeq names its product serine/threonine/tyrosine interacting protein (gene STYX). Bases 272 to 943 code for a protein of 223 amino acids. NCBI's taxonomy places the organism in Eukaryota, Metazoa, Chordata, Mammalia, Dasyuromorphia, Dasyuridae. The record is from RefSeq and is a predicted model, not a curated record. Gene Ontology annotation, molecular function: F-box domain binding; protein tyrosine/serine/threonine phosphatase activity. The transcript is spliced from 11 exons. Gene Ontology annotation, cellular component: cytoplasm; nucleoplasm. Gene Ontology annotation, biological process: protein dephosphorylation; negative regulation of protein binding; regulation of ERK1 and ERK2 cascade.
GCUGUUUAGCAGUGCAGAAGGCUGAAGGGGCGGGGCAGGGGGUGGUGAGGAACAGCAUGGCGGCUGAGCACGAGCCAUCCAACGCUCAGCGGCGCCACAGGAGUCGCCGGGAACUAGUGGCCUUAGUGUGUCAGUAGCCAGCCUGCAUCCCCCCCACCUCGGCCUUUUCUACUGCAGCCGCCGCUAACAAACAGCCCUAUAACCUGCCUGAAGGUUACGGGCUGGACAGCCAGCUGGCUCCAUAAACCACACCAGCCAGUUGGCUGGGGCAAUGGAGGACGUGAAGUUGGAGUUUCCCACCCUACCACAGUCCAAAGAAGAUGCUGAGGAUUGGACCUAUCCCAUGAGGCGAGAGAUGCAGGAAAUCUUACCUGGAUUGUUUUUGGGCCCAUAUUCUUCAGCUAUGAAAAGCAAGCUACCUGUACUACAGAAACAUGGAAUAACCCAUGUAAUAUGCAUAAGACAAAACAUUGAAGCAAACUUCAUUAAACCAAACUUUCAGCAAUUAUUUAGGUAUUUGGUACUGGAUAUUGCAGAUAAUCCAAUUGAAAAUAUAAUACGUUUUUUCCCAAUGACUAAAGAAUUUAUUGAUGGAAGUUUACAAACAGGAGGAAAAGUUCUUGUCCAUGGAAAUGCAGGAAUUUCCAGAAGUGCUGCCUUAGUUAUUGCAUACAUUAUGGAAACAUUUGGAGUGAAAUAUAGGGAGGCAUUUACAUAUGUUCAAGAAAGAAGAUUCUGUAUUAAUCCAAAUGCUGGAUUUGUCCAUCAGCUUCAGGAAUAUGAAGCUAUUUAUCUAGCAAAAUUAACAAUACAGAUGAUGUCACCACUGCAACUGGAAAGAUCGUUAUCUGUUCAAUCUGGUACUACAGGCAGCCUGAAACGUACACAUGAAGAAGAGGAGGAAUUUGGAAAUAUGCAAGUUGCAGCUGCACAGAAUGGAUGAUGGUACCUCAGACCAAUGACAUAGUGUUUGAAUUCCUGUAUGUGAAGGGGAAACUACAUUAAUAAUGUAAAAUGAGAAAAACACAAAUAGCUUCUUUUCAAUUACAUGUUGCUUCCAAAUGUCUUUAUCUACAACUUGCUAAAUAAGCAACAUUUUAAGAAAAUGAUGGACUUCUCGAGUAGAUGGCACUGAUUGUUUCUUUCUUUUUUUUUUUUUUUUUACAAGAUUUUUGGACUUGCUUAAGUAUUAUUGCAAUAAUGCACUUUUCAUACUUGAAAAUUUCUUUAUUUGUAUGAUAUAAAGUUAUUACUUUAAAACAUGCAAGUUGGGGAGGCUUGUUUAUAAAAAUUAUUUGUAAUUUAUAACAAUUUACUAAAGAAAAGUUUGUCAAAAUUCAUUUUGUGUUUUGUUUAUACAUUUUUAAAAAAUAAUUUUACAAUUCAGUUUUAGGGUAGAACUCCUUACAGAAAUAUUAAUGCAAGAAUCUGCCACAUUUUCAGUUUAUGUACCUUGUUUAUCCUUUCAUGUUUGGAAACUGUCCUUGGACUUCUACUGAUAUGCUUCAAAAUCACAUACUUCAACUUGGUUCAGCUUCCUGUAUUGGUUGGUUAACAUUGCUUGGCCUGUAUAAAACUUUUAACAAAAGAGGAAAAAAUACUUCCUUUUGUCAAAUACAAUGCAUUGGUAUUUUGGGGGGAGGGGGGGAGAUAUCAAAUUAGAAGUUUCAAAUGAAUUUUGGAAUUUCUUUUGGUAAAAGCCAGAUGUAUCUGUGUUCUUUAGGAAAAUCUCUAGUCUUUUUCCUUUGUCCAGAAUUACUCCAAAUACAGAUUAUGUGUGCACUGUCAUGCUAUUUAUUUUUUAAAAGUUCUAAAAAGUAGAAAUAUGCCUUUUAUUUCUAAAAUUAGCUUAGUGGCCUACAAAUUGGAUAGAAGAAGAAUAGUGAAAAUGUUUACAAAAAAUGUUAUUAUUUUUACAUACCUUAAACUGGAAGUAUAAAAAGUCUAAGCAAAUUGUUUAAAAUGGAGCACAUUCUUCCCAACUGAUUUUGUGUUGUCUUUAUGAGUAUGAGAUUCUCAAAAUGAUGCUUCUCUUUUGUAGCUUUUUGGAACAGUUUCUGGGAGUAUUUUAAGGAAGCAUUUGCUUUUCUAAAAUGUUGAAACAGAAAUUAUUUUUUUUCACCUUUUUAUUUUUAUUGGAUAUCAAAAACAAAACUUAACCCAUACAUCACUUUUCUCAGUGCUUUGAGAGCUUAAUGGAUUUUCCCUGGUAGAAACAAAAGACACUAUGCAAUACAGUUUAUUAUACAUCUGUUUUGAACUAUUCCUUUGUUUCUAUUUCCUCCUUCUUUUGCCCACUUUCUCCCCAAGCCCCUCAAAUAAUGCCAGUAAAUUAUACAUGUUGCAAGAAUUGUUUAAUAUUUCAGGUUACCUAAAACAGUAUUUUAUGUUGUCCUACUUAAUUGUGACAACUCGGCUUUUCUAUGAAUGAAAGAGUAAAUUAAUAGUUUGUGAGUGUCAUGUGAGUUAUAUAAUCUUUUAAAUUCCUAACAUAUAUAACUCUUACAAAAAGUCCAGGGUAAUCUAUAGUUCUAGUUCUGUUCCAUUUUGAAGUUUUACAUUGCAGAUUUUCUUUGGAGACUUAACCAAAAUCCAAUUGGUGGUGUCAGGUAACAGCUUUUGCUUUAAAUGAGUCAUAAUCAAUGUCAUCUAGUCAUUAAUAUUAUUUAUUUUUUCAAUACUUGAUACUGCACCUUCUAUUCUAUAACCAUUUUGUAUUUAAAAGUAAUUUUUUAAAAAUGCUUUGUGUAGACUGAGGAGUUUGGGGUAUUAAUUCUUAUUUUCCAACAUUUUUAUUAAUAAUUUUAAAAUUAUAUUAUUUUAUUAAUUCCCCAACAUUUUAGAGAGGUCUACUUAAAAUGCACCCAGUAAUUUGUUUAGGUAUCUUUUUUUCCUUACUGUUUUAUUAUAUGCUAUCAGUGAAGUGCUUCUGUAGCAGCUAAAUAGUGUCUCACAGACUCAUUGUCUUGAGUGUGAAAUUAAUGCCUACAGACAAAAAAACUUCAUUCUGUUACUUGAUUUUCUAAAUCACAUCUUCCUGUUGAAUGUUUUAAUUUUGUUUCCCUGAUGGGAUAUUUUCCAUUCAUUUUUCCAACUUUAGGAAAGCUUCAGUUUUUGAUAGAUUAUAAAUAUCAGUGAGAACAAAACAAAAAUUGUCAUCUAAAUACAUGAAAAUAACUAGGCCAUGACCUAUGGUACUGAAAAUUAAAAAGAAUAAUCCAUUAUAAUUUUUAUGACUACAUAUGGCCUUUUCUCUAAAAGUUUUUCAGUCAAUGUGACUUAAUUCCUAAUUUAGGACAAAUAAAAUCAUAUAAUAGUCACACAUAACCAUAUACACAGAGAAGCAGAAAAAUCUACUUUACUAUUCUUUAUUGUAGAAAUAACAUUUUACCAGUGAUUAUGUAUCAAAUGUUGGAGUCGAAAUUUUUCCUUGCUUUCAUUUAAUAUGAGGUCAUUUUUUUUUUCCAUGAUACUUUUUUCAGACUAGAGAGCCAGGACUUUCCUGUUUGCUGGUUAUACUAUAGUGAUGAAUUUAACAGUAAGAUAUUUAGUAUCUCAUCAUUAAUUAACUUCUUAAGUAGAACAUUAAGUCUUAUCCUUCAGGAGAACCAAAAGGUAUCAUUUGAAAAUGUUAAGUAUUUCCUUCCUCCUUUUUCUCCUUUAAAGGUUUCUUUCUAACUUUACAACAUUUUUUUCAUAACUUUAAAACAUUUUUAUUCAUAGUGAUUCAAUUAAGUUAAAUCUGAAACAACUAAAAUCUUGGGUUGAAAAGAAAAUGUGGUAACCAACCUAAGUGACUAUAUAUUAAUAUAUCCAAUUUCAUAUUUGUGUUUAUCUGGAUCAUUCAUUAUGCUUUCAAAAAUGGAUAGUAAUUGAAACUCCUAAAAGGAAAAUUAUUAUUUCAGUACAAAAAGAGGAAUUUCUAGGACCCUGGAAUUCUCAUGGUUUUUGAACGCUGGAGUUUUUUCUUCAUGACAGCUAAAAAUCUAGGCAGCAAGCUCAAAAAGAACAGCCUGUGUUUGUAAUUCGCUUCUUCUUUGCUCUUAACAUGUAUCUUGGACAAAAUGCUGAGUAUAGGAAUGCUACAAUGUAAGAGGCUGCUAGUCCUGCACAAAAUACAAUUCUUUUGUGUGAAACUAUUUAAUUCCAUAUAAAUUACAAAAUGGCAACUUGUGCUAUUGUAUCUGAAAAAAAAUUAUUAGCUACCUUUAUACCAUGAUUGUUUUUUUAUAUUUUCUGUUGAUACUGUAGUCCCAACAGUUCAGACUUUCAAUUUUCCUAACAAUGUGGUAGACUGGUUUAAUAUUCCAGUUGUGUAAAAAUGUGAAUGAGUUUUUAAAUGUUUUUGUUUCAGUUCAGUUUUAAAUGUAAUAUACAUUCUAAUGACCA